Molecule: messenger RNA, 14695 nt
Organism: Anopheles funestus (African malaria mosquito)
Lineage: Eukaryota; Metazoa; Arthropoda; Insecta; Diptera; Culicidae
Exons: 31
Coding region: 217-10857 (3546 amino acids)
Biological process (GO): iron-sulfur cluster assembly
Cellular component (GO): cytosolic [4Fe-4S] assembly targeting complex
Molecular function (GO): serine-type endopeptidase activity; protein binding
Source: RefSeq, a predicted model, not a curated record
UUGACAGUUGUACGUCAUUCAUGCUCACACUUGCUAACGUACAGCUGUCAAACGGCGCAAAUACAUAUUUACAUAUCGUGCGGAUAAUCAACAAGAUAUGAACCAACUCCGAUACAGUGUACAAAGCUAGAGGAAUUUUAUCAUCUACACUGAAUAGAGACAUUCCUUAGUGGGUUGGCAAUAUUCCCACAGACAGAUUGACUUUUAGCAGCUGCGAUGGAGAAGGUGAACCUUUUGCAGACGCUUACCGGGCAUGUUGGCCGUGUCUGGAGUGCGUCUUGGCAUCCGAGUGGCAACAUGUUCGCCUCUUGCGGCGAGGAUAAAACAAUUCGCGUAUGGACGAAGACGGACUCGAACCGGUGGAUCGCUCAGACAGUACUCACGGAUGGACAUUCGCGUACCAUACGCGACGUCGCAUGGUCGUACUGUGGACACUAUCUUGCAUCGGCAAGUUUCGACACAACGGUGGCAGUUUGGGACAAAAAGUCAGGGGAAUUUGAAUGCAAUGCCACACUGGAGGGUCAUGAUAACGAGGUUAAAAGUGUGACCUGGUCCAGGUCGGGAAACUUGCUGGCAACCUGCAGCCGGGACAAGUCGGUCUGGAUCUGGGAGAUACACAAUGCGCCGGACCAGGAGGACGAGUAUGAGUGUGUUGCGGUGCUGAAUGGGCACACGCAGGACGUGAAAAAGGUAUGUUGGCAUCCGCAGGAAGAUUUGCUGGCAUCCGCCAGUUACGACAACUCGAUACGGAUGUACCGUCAGGACACGGUGGACAACGAGUGGGAAAUGCUCGAACCGAUGGAAUCGCACAGCUCAACCGUAUGGAGCAUAUCGUUCGAUGCGACCGGCAAACGUUUGGCGUCCUGCAGCGAGGACAAGACGGUCAAGAUCUGGCAGCAGUAUGGGCCGGACAAUACGCUCGGCAUACCGUGCCCGGAGAAGGGUUCGGUGUGGAAGUGUGUGUGCACCCUCGCUGGGUUCCAUUCGCGCAGCGUGUACGAUAUCGACUGGUGUAAACAGACGGGCCUGCUAGCGACUGCUUGUGGCGAUGAUUUGAUAAGAAUAUUUAAGGAGGCAGCCGAUUCCGACCCGAACGAACCCACGUUCGAGCUGGUGGUAACGAUUGAAGCACACAGCCAGGAUGCGAACAAAGUUGCCUGGCAUCCCGUCACACCGGGUGUCCUGUUGACGGCGAGCGACGAUGGUGAAAUAAAGAUAUGGCAGUUUCAGGACGAGGACUAUUUCAGGAAAAUGAAGAGCGUAGUUGUAACGAGAGUAGUGUUGGUGAUGGUGGUGCUGCUGUUCGGACGCGGUCCUGUUCACGGUGUGAGGCCCCUGUCUGGCAACGGUGCCAGCCCGAAUGGCGCCUAUCCUGGCAUGCAGCUGCUCAGCGAGUCCGUACACGAUGAGCGGCCGGCCGUGGAUGACCGCAGCCCGUUGCUGGUGCUGACGAAGGAGAGCGGACUGGCGAGAAACGCACCACCGCUGCACGAUGAUAUGCCCGAUACGAAUCCGCUGAGCCUGGAAAGUUUGCUGGUGCCAAGGGACAGCUUGGUGUACCCCGAGCGGGAGGGUGAUCUGAGCACCGCCGAAGAAGAGGAGGAAGAAGCGGAAGAGGAUGCUAUGGAGGAGGAUGAGGAUGAUCGGGACGAGGAGGAAGCGCAGGAGGACGAGAUCCGCGAGCGAGAUGGGUUAGCGCGUGAUGGUGAGGAGAACCGUCGCUUUCCAACAUUCUACGUACGUCCAAACCACAGUGCCGGUACGAAAAUGGUACCGGGCGAAGAUCUGCGCCAUCGUUCCAAUCCUUGUGGUUCUGGCAUCCUCGAACAUUUGAAGUCGUCGGAGCACGUUGUACCGGUGCGGCGAAGCCCAGAGGAGGAGGACACAAACUUUUACAUCGACGUUACACACGAUCUGUUAGAAACGCAUACCGGCAUUGUACCGCGUGUUACAUAUCGAGUGGAAGCAAGACGCUCGCCGGACACACAAAUUCGGGAUUUUUACAUCGAAUCUUUAAUUGGUGAUCCGUACAGUUUCGAGCAAUCAACGGCACACCCGAUCGGUCAGUUCAGCUCGCGUAGAGUAGAUAAUGAUAAUGGGCGCCAGGAGAAUGGGUACAAGCAGUCACCCGGCGAUGUGGAUAGUAUUCCUCGGAGUACCUGGAUCGAUGACUUGGAGAUAGACUGGUUGCAUCAUGCGUACGCGACCCAGCAACAGCAACAUCACAAGCAGCGCGUCAUAUUCGGCGAACCGUUUCCUGCGUACUUCGACGUAGGGAACGAUCACGACUCUACACGGUCCGACGACGAGGACGAUGAUGACAACCUGUUGGAUGAGAGUUCGUUCGAGUUCGAGGAGUCGGAAAUGCGCCCGAAACGGCCCCUACACACGAGACGGUCCGGUAAGGGAUGUCCGCGCAAUGUCUGGAAGCAUGACGGCAUGCUGGAGGAGCAGGUAACCAUCAACUGGUCUGUCCCGGGGACACAGACGAACGGAGCAACGUUCAAUAGCUCCAGUACCAGCGCGAGUGGAGCUGCUGAAAAUCAGAGUAAAACUAUUUACUUUAGAAUAUUAUAUCGUACAAUGACUAGCUACGUGAUCUACGAAUUGAUCUAUACAAUGGUGCUUUUACGAGAAUGUAGCUUAUAUCUCAGGCAAUCACAAGGAAGGAUCGCAUCGAAUAGUCUCCCAAAUGGUUACCAGGACUGUAGUCUAACUUUCCCAUCACGGCCAACCGCCCAACCAGAUGAACUACCCGGUUUACUAGUUCAGCUGACACGACUCAAUACACCGUGUCGGGGCGGAGGGUAUCUUCGCUUCAUGCCCGACCCGAACCAGCAACAGGGCACCAGCAACGGUGGUGAAGCUGGUGGUAACACUAACCACUUCACCAAUCAUGAUGAGGAGCAACCGAGUGCUCGUGGUGAUCAUCAAACCAUAUCACUGUGCGGUAAGCUGGAGGAGCUGCCACCAUCGGAGCGUGCGUUUCACUUUCAAUCACAUCAUAACACCACCCUGUGGCUGCACAAUUCACCACUGUUUAGCUUGCAGUACCGACUAGUGGACUACUGCUACAACAUGACACUAAGGGAACAGAACGGUACGGUCCAGUUGCGGCCCGGUGACGGAUCGCUCGACUGUUACUUUCGCAUACAUCUACCGUACGGAUAUCGAAUAGCGUUACAUCUGCUGACGAACGAAUGGCAACAGGGUCGUCACACGGGAGCAGCCAACGAUAGCAAUGUUGCUCCCGUUCGGCAGGAAACGAUUCAGCUAGGUGUGGACGAAACGGAAACUGGAAACGCACAGUUUCUCGCACCGAUUCGUUGUUCGUCGGUGAAUGGUAUGCUCGUGGAGGUGUAUGAAGACGGCGAACAUCGGUGGGUGUCCUGUAUCAACAGUAGCUCAGAGACGACACGCUACACGCUAACGUCCAGCGGUAACAACAUCGUAGUGAAAGUAAGCAAACUACAGCAACCGAUCUUCGAGCAGACAGGGAUCGACGAUAGCCGUAAUUCUAAUGAUCCAUUAAGCUCACCUUCGUUAUCAUCACCAUCGUCGCCAUCAGAGUCUGGAAUGCGUGAAAACGGUACGGCGACACUGCUGUUCGAGUACAGGGCGAACCCGAUCGAAUCCAUUACUUCACGUUGUGCCUUUGGUUGGAUAGCAACCACUCAGUUCUGCAUUGCGUCCAUCGAGCGACGGCUGUCGUGGCAGGAGGCUGAAGCCGAAUGCAACCGGCUCGGUGGCCAUCUAAUGUCAAUACGCUCGAGCGAGGACCAACAACUAACCGAUCAACUGCUCUUCAACAGCCCGGCUUACAAAGAUGAUAAUGCGUACUGGAUUGGUGCGUCCGAUCUCAUCGUGGAGAGUGACUUCAGGUGGAAUGACAAGUUUGCCUUCACAUACUCGAAUUGGUUUCCCGGCUGGGUGCACCAGGAAAACUACAAUCGGCAACCGAACGAUGAUGGGCUGAGUGGGCAGGAUUGCGUAGAAAUCCGACGCCACUUUCAGAUUGCAACGAGCAGUGGGCAAACCACUCCUACUGUUAGUCCGCUCACUCUAUCAUACAUGUGGAACGAUCGGAAUUGUGAUGCCCGUAACUACUUCCUGUGCGAGCGAAUGAUGGACGAAGAGCUUCCAGAGCGACUUUGGAAUGAGUCCGAAUGCAACGUAACUGUCACGCUCAGUGUGGAACGGUCGAAGGCAACAAUCUGGAGUCCGGGAUUUCCCCAACAGUAUCCGGACAGUGUCGACUGCUAUACGCUUGUACAGGCACCGUUAGGCUAUCGCGUAGUGCUGGACUUUGAGGAGAUGGUAUUGGAGAACGAACCAAUCUGCUCCUACGACUAUCUGCAACUGAUCGAACCGGACGUGACAGGGUCCUAUGUGCCGUCAAAGUCGGCGAAAGACUUCUCCAACACGGUAUUGUUUCGCUUUCGUAACUCACGCCAUAGCGGCCGUUACAACGUACAGCAUCGGAGGAAAAGUACCAAAGCGGGGCAGACUUCUGCAGGCAUUGGUCGCAGCGGUACAGAUGGAGGUGGUGACGCAGUCAGUGACAUCGAGAACAGAAGCGAUAUCAACUUCAACGUGCCGAGCAUUGUGCUGCAACCGAGUGAUGCACGGUACACGAGUAGCUUACCACUGCCGGAGCUGAGUUUGGGCAGUGUGCCCAGGAAAAUCUGUGGCGAUUGGAGCUCGAAACUGAAGCUGCUACGCUACGUAACGACGGGACCAUCGCUUGGCUUACGUUUCGUGUCGGACUACUCGAACAACUACGGUGGUUACAAGGCGAGGAUCUCGAUGGAAAACGGAAGGCCGAGGGCACCUGUAACAUCCGAGUGUCACGACGAACGGUUUAAGGCGUACAACAACUCGUGCUAUCUGAUCAUCUCCUACCCGGACGUGGACUGGACGACUGCUCAGCAAAUCUGCCGCGGUAUUGGUGCGCAACUUGCCUCCAUAUCGACAACGGAUGAGCAGAGGUUUAUUACGUCAAACAUUCGGAACAGUAUCGACUACACGCCACGAUCGCUUUACUGGGUUGGUGGAGAGAUAACCGUCAAUGGUAACCUCGAGUGGGUGGAUGGAGUGAAGCUAUUGUUUGAGGGCUGGUUGCCGGGUCAGCGACCAGAAAAGUCAGAUACAUCCAAAAUACCUGCCUGUCUGGGCCUGCAGUGGAAGGUAUCUCCAACGCCAAUGAUUUCGUCAGGCCUCCACUGGACGGCACAAAAAUGUUCGAUGAUCGGUGGAUACGUAUGUAAGAAGCCCCGGCCACGGUUGGAUGAAACGAUGGUGAAAAACCAAACGCUUUCCGGUACGGAGGGUCACCUAUUAUCACCCGGCUAUCCGAAUCCUUAUCCUGCUCAAACCGACUUCUGGAUAAGGAUCGUUGCACCGGAACACCGACGCAUCAUUAUACAGUUUCAGAAGCUAGAUCUUGAGCAUCAGGACGAGUGUCUGUACGAUUACAUCAGUAUUCAAAACUAUCCAAUACUGCCGAACGCUAGGGGAGGCUAUUCGGGACCUGGUGGAGAACCGUCGACGGAGUACUUCAAUGGUAAUGGAAGUGCCAGCAAGUUGCGUGUCGAUCAUGCUGCGGUAAAAGAACACAGCCUAACACAGCUGAGAGGUUCUUCGAUAGAUGGGCAGAAGAAUUUCCCAUUACCAGAGAGUUAUUCCAGUAGGGAAAAUCACACUGUAUCUGGUGCUAGGUUCCAGCGCCGAAUCCGUUACGUUAGUAGUAGUACGGGUGCAGAGUACGGUACUGGUGAUCAGGACAAUACAGCAGAACGGGAGGUAGUUAAUGUACAUCCGGUAACGCUACUGAACGAUCCCCUGUUCCAGUUCCAUGAGCUUACUCCAUCCUUUUUACCGUACGUGCGUUGGUGCGGUACACACGAUAGCAAUAUGGCACGGUUUAACUUUAUCUCGACGGGCAACGAGGCAAUCGUGCGCUUCCAUUCGGAUUUCUCCAUCAGUGGGACGGGCUUUUCGGCAACGUGGAGCACCGUCGAUAUGACCGGAUGUCCGCUGCAGACCAUUACCUCAAAGGAGGGUUCCAUCCGGAGCCCAAACUAUCCGUACUUCUUGCUGAACAACAUCGAUUGUACGUACGUGAUACAGGCACCGUUCGGAAGGCGCGUGUGGUUGGAGUUCCUGCUAACCGACCUGACGCAAGAUGCAACGCUCCUGGUAGACAUUGCCGACGGUCCGUUCGAACCGUUUGCAGAUGAAUCGCACGUAAACGACGGUGUGUUCGUUAGCAAGGGUGAACGGUUAGUCGUGCGAUUGAAGACGGGUGCCUCGCCCAAAGGAAAUGGGUUCCAUGCGAUCUUCAAAACAUUGGCACAUGUCAAUGAGCAGCGUUUUAUUACGCUCUCCAAUAAGACAACCGGUAUGCUGUACUCGCUCAACUAUCCAGAGGCGAUGCCGUACGAUGUUGACUACACGCAGCACUUAAUCGCUCCGCUCGGUGAAGUGAUCCUGCUGGAGCUGUACGGUGUUGGCUUUAGCCAGCAUGGUUGCCAUCAGACGGGAUUCAUAGAGAUAUACGAUAACUACACAGACAGCAAUGGGACGUUGUGGCAUCUAUGCGAACACCACUCAGCAGGUAAGCCGACACCCGUUGACACCGAGGCAACCAAGGUGAAUGGUGUGGAGCAUCAUUAUUUGGCACACGGUGCAGCGAAACUCCGACAGCCAGCUGUGUCCGGUCAUAAUCUUGCGAAGCCUGCUCCGAUCUACAUCACAUCGUAUCUGAACACGAUCCACAUACGGCAGCGUAACGCUAACGGUACAGGCAUACGGUUAAACGCUACCGUACGGCUGCAGGAGGACGCUGGCUACAAAAUGAAGCUUAUCUCCAACACAGACGAAUGGGUCGAAAGCUGCAAACCGAACCCAUGCCAGUACGGUGGUAAGUGUAUUACCGCUGGACAGAAGCGUGGCAUCUGCCAGUGUUACGGUCACUUUACCGGUCGUUUCUGUGGCUUGAACAUCUGCGAGCUGGAACCGUGCUUCUUUGGCAAAUGUGAACUAACGCCCACCAGCUUCAAGUGUAACUGUCAGCCCGGGUUUGUUGGUGUGAGGUGUGAUCAACGUCAGAAACCUUGUGCAGAAAAUCCGUGCGAAAGCCGUGGUGAAUGUUUUGAAAAAAAUGGUGGAUUUUUUUGCCGCUGUCACGCGUGGUGGGAAGGUCCACGGUGUGAAAAGCGCAUGAUGCACAUACCGUACAAACCACUGUCGGAACGGAUGCUGCAGGAACCAUUCUGGCUCGGGCUGAUUACCGUAUUCGUCGUGCUUGCCGUAAUCGGGCUCGUCUGGUGUGCCAAGCGCCAUUUUCCGGAAAAGAUCGAAAAGCUACUCGCCGACGAUACGCAGAUAAAUCGAAGCACCUUUCCGCCGCACCAUCUGAACACUGCCUUGCGCGAGCAGCUGCAGGCUACUGCCGGUACCGUUUCCUCCUCAAACGCUACUACGCCCGCAUCGCAUCGGACGAUCUUUGGACGAUUGGGUAUAAGAAAACCAUCCAUAUUGAGUCUCAGCAGCCCACAGCAAGUUGGAGGGGCUACCGCUAGAACAUUUUCUUUAGAUGAUCUUUUACGGCCCCCUCCUCGACGCACACCAUCACCGAGGAAAAAGCGAAACAAUUCGACACCAACGAAGAAGAACGUCAACGAAAAGAAACAGAUUCUGCAGCAGCUAGUGUCACCGGCGCAAAAUGCGGCUACUAAACAAGUAAGCUUGGGUGAGCUGAUCCAGCUUUCGGAGACCCGGCUGAAGGCAAACUAUGCCGAGUCGGAUGCCGGCAUGAAGGAGACAACCUUCUCCGAGAACUCCCUCUCGGUGACAUCGAUGGUACGGCAGAUCUCGGAUCCGAAGCUCGAGAAGAAGGUCACCUUCGCGCGGCUCCUCAGCAAAGUGUCGGCGGAGAUGAGCUCCGGCUCGGAAGACCUGGCGAAUGGAACGAAGCAUUCUAGUGCCCUAAGUCUUCCAAAUGAGGUACCGCCACGCGCAAAUUCCGUACCACCGUCGCCGUGCACAAACGAAAUCCGGUCGCCCCACAGUACGUCGUCGAACCAGGGCAGCGAUUCGCUUUCGAGCUCCGAGCUAGCGCUGCACGAUUUUGGCUUGCGCAGCAGCAACCGCCGAACGCGGCCGAAGGUAUCGAGCGCCGAUUCGAUCUUGGCGAUGUUCAAAAACUUUGCCGCGUCCAGCAGCGCGCUCAAUACGCUGCCCUCAUCGAUCAUCAUCUCGCCGUCGUCCACACCGACCGCCUCCAGUCCGCAGGAUGAUGUGCCGGGUGAUGACGAUUCGUCCACCUCGUCCAAUCACACGCCGGUUAGCUACUCGAGCGGCGGCACAUCCGAUUCGCCCGUCUUCUACCGCCAGAGCACGAUCGAGGUACCGGUACUGGAUGCGCUCAGCGCCCACAAGUCGUCGACAAACACGACGACAAGCAGCAGCACGUCGGCGACCACCGCUCAGAUGCAUCCGCCCACGAUACUGCUCGAGAUACCGAGCAACGGUAUCAACAACAAGUGUUUGUCGCCGAUCCGCGAAAUGCCCACACCGAUACCGUCACCGGCACUAACGCCAAUCAUGCCCCGGCCGCAACGCAUGCGUACUCCACAGUCGAUCCACGACGAGUCGAUGUCCGUAACGUUCAACAGUGGCUACGAAGAUUACCACAAGCCCCAUCAGCUAUCAAUUGAAAUACGGCCGCCGGACGAACCCGACCGUGGCGAGUACUCCUCCUCUACAACACUCUCGUCCUCGCAGAGCGACUCCACGGUCGAUGGUCCCACAGGUCUCGGUGUACCGAUGAUAUCGAUCGACAUCCAUCCACCGACACCAGAACACAAGAGCCCCGAGCGGCCACGCGAUUUGAUCAUUCCAGAGCUAGUGAUACAGCAACCGAGCCCAACAAAGGAGCGCACGACCGUGGUGGUAAUACCCGGUUCUCCACCGCCGCAGCGUGCCAACCACACAUUCGACGCUAGCAUACUGUCGAACAGCGGUAGCAAGCAGCAGCAACAGAAGAGAUUUCUAAAGCAGUGGGAAAAGCCAACCUCACUCGAUCUCCCGUUCGAUCCUCCAAUGAUAACGAUCACCUGCAACAAUAGCGAGGUGGUGUCUGAUGCGGAUGUACCUUCACCAGCACAUCCGAUAGGUUCGAAAGCAUCCAAGACAAAUGGGGCCGGAGGUCUUGGACCUCCCGGUGGUAUGUGCUACCUGAGCCCGUUCUCGAUGUGCAUACGCGGUGAUCGUGCCCCGUCCGAAAGCAAUCUUAGCUCGUCUGGCUACUCCAGCAUGGCAAGUCCAGGUCCGAGUCGCUGCGGUUCCAACAAUCCACUGUUUCCAAACGAAUCAGACGAGCCUGGCUCAGGUUCCGCUGGUCCAGGUGGUUAUUCGGGAUUUCACUCACUGAUCAACAAUCGACGACAAUCAUCUAAUGUAAGGAAAAAAUCUACGGAUAAUGGCAACGGUGCUGGUGUGGGAAGUACCAACACCGGUCAAACCACCGGCUUUGGACAGCAUCAGCCAUCCUCAUUUCGGCUCCGUUCCGACUCGGAAACAUUGUCCGACGAGCCACUGCUCGAGUCGAACGACGAAGGUAUCGGUACGGAUCAUUUGGAUGAAAAAAUUGAGGAAGGCGAAAUACGUAGCGCCAAGGAGCUGGAGCUGUACCUCGGCAAGGAACUGAUCCAAACAGGGCAGGACAUUUUGAGCCAAGAGAACCUAUCGAUGUCGCAACUGCAGCUUCCCGUCAUCGUCAUCCAGUCGGACGCCGGGUACGAUAAGCCGUCCCCCGUUUCGUCCCGCUCCGACAGUCCCCUGAGCGAACGUAAUGCCAGCAUGGAACGGUUCUCGCCCAUGUUCUACGGCAAGAAGGAUCAGCAUCUCCCGUUCACGGACUCGGACGGACUGUACGACUUUCCUUCGUCCGAUGGCAAGGGUGGGGCGGGGAGUACGGUCACCACCGCGCAUCGCAAAUGUGUCGGCCGCAGAAAGGAUCGGCGCGUGGCCCGUUCCGGUCUGGUGUCGGUACAGUCACCCUCCAAGUCUACCUCCGUGCUGUUGGAGAUUCCCGGCAGCAAGGAAAACGUUGCCCAGCACGGUCAGCACAACAGUGGCGGCAAGUUCGUUGGUACAGCGCCAACCACUCGCAAAAGUCCGAAGAGACGCGUGCAUCGUCAGCCGUUGGCGAGCAGCUCCUCGUCUACGGAGUCGCUGACGUCCAUGCGGGAGUAUGCAAUCCGAUCAUGCAAAGAUCAAGCUGGUACAACACAUGUCUCCACCAUGAAAGAUUCGGUGGAAAUGUGCGAUAAUGGCGAUAGCAAAGGUGAGGAAAUAUCUAACAAUCAAAUGCUACCUAAACCACCACCGCCGGAGGAUAUGCGCAAGCCGCCUUACAAAAUACGACGGCUGAAGGCGAUCGGAAAUCAGAUAAGGUUUUUACGCCGGCUGGAGCGUUCCAUACACCGCAAAGAGCAACCGUCUCAGCCGUCGGACGAGGACAUGAGUGAGGGUGUUGGUAUGAAGGAUUCGCCAAAGAUGUCGUCACCGCUUAUCAGAUUCAAACAGUCCCAAAUCGACGAGGAAGAUGAAUCGGAGGAGGACGAUAGUAAGAACAAAUACUAUUCCAACCCACUGAACAAGCAACAGCAGCAACUCCAGCAGCAGCAGCAGCUUCUGCUACCCUCGGAGGGUAACGCGGUCAACUCCAACACCCGCCAGCACUGCAAGAUAUCGCGUCAGCGACGUGUGCCCAGCCAUGAGUGCUACGCAGCAAAACCAUGGUCCGAGGCGGAAUGUAAGCUGCUCGGUGGUGAAGUAAACAGUGACUGAAGAAAUUAGUUAGACAGCAUUCAACCGUACCGAGACGCGUGUCCGACCUUAUAUUUGCACAAUAUAAGUAAAAUAUGUAUUUCUCAUCUCGAACAGUAAGAAAGGGGCUUUGUACAGUUCGACAACCGGCAAGUCACUCAAAAAUUGCAAAGCAAAAGAAAAAAACACUAAAUAGCACAUACUGAAAACCGGUUGAGGACAGUAGUGCUGCGGGGUAGUGUACUAUUUCCCGCGACGGCUCCACUGCUGGGUUGUGCUUUGAAUGUCUAGAAGUGUGCAACACAUUCACUAACCUGCUAUAGCUACCUACGCAACGCUCCGGAUAGACAUCUCCAGAGUCGACAUCGACUGACUGCAGCCAAAACGUGUCAGUAAACCGUAACCCGGGAAAAAAGAAAAAAAAAGACAAAUUGCACACUUGCAGAUGUCAUCAUCAACACAAACCGAAGCGGAAAUGACGUAGAGCGAAGCAUUACACUUAUUGUGGUGGAUUUAAAUUGACAUAGCAAUAUAGGAUAGCUACGAAAACCACACAAAUUAUAUACAACAACAAACAAACAAACAAAAAAAAUCAUGAGAAACAAAAAAAUACAAUUUACAGCUACAUAUGAACACACUAACUCGUGUUACGACGUUUUUUGAUCAGUACUAGAGUUUUAUUAAACACUUAAAAAAUAAACACUUAAACAAAACCGGACAUACAAAAACAAAACCCAAAAAAUUACAAAACCUGACCGUAAAAACAUAGUCCGCGCUGCUAUAUAAAAAAAAAAUUUUGCUAAUAUUUAUAUGUGUUCAGUUGAUCUAAACGGUUUUUAGCAAUGUUUGCAUAUAUCGCAUAUAUUGUGAAUAUGUAACAUACAAUAUAUAGAGAAGUGUACUAGAAAGCGCGUGCAAAAAAAAUAAAGGAAUAGUAAUGUAUGAAGACACACAAAAAAAACAAAAAAAACGAAGCGGAAGCAGCGUGCGAAGUAGUAGCGUGCAAAACAAAUAAAAAAGUUACAAAACAAUAUAUAUAUAUAUAUAAAUUGCCCAAUUUGCUGGUGCAUGUGGGUAUACACAUUUUUUCUACAGACAACAUUCAUUCGAGAUAGGAGAUGGAAAAUAUGCACACUAAUAGGCAUGCACCGCACACCAAAUGCGCUCACGCACACAUUACACACACUUACACAUACACCCAAAAAAAACACCGUCACACAUGUAUUUUCACUUGCAUAACGACUAGCACAUCGGAUUAGUAAAGCUGGAAAAAUUGUCAAAAAGAAAAACAACAACACAAAAAAAACAUAACUACUUGAUACAUCACCCAGAACAGAGACUGAUUUUCUAACAUAAGAGAAACCAAGAAAAAAAGUAAACGAAUGAGUAGAAAGCAUUAGAAGGAUCCCACGCGAUAUUGUUCAUAGUUUUUUUUUCUUCUUCUCAUGUUCAAUAUAAGUGUUGUAAUUAUCGAAUAUACGGAACACGGCUAGAUGUGAUUGUUUCGCCUAACUUCCUUCGAUGCACUUAGGUUUACCCCCCACCCGCAAAUAUGGCGGCAUUUACAUGUGUCCUACGUGUGACUUCAAUACGCUGCACGACUAUUUCGAUUAGGUGGGUGUGACAGUUGUAGUAGUAGAGAUAGUAGCUAAACCAGAGACGAUGAUCAUAAUACACAUUUACCCGCACGCGCGCACACACUCACACACACACACACGUUUUAUGUCGUUUACUGAGCUGUCAAACCGUGACAGCCGCGUACGGAGAACAUGUGUUUUCCUCCAUUUAUUAAAGUCAUUCACGCACAUGCUCAUGUUACAAUCAUCGUUGUUUUUCGAACAACUCUAGUCUAGAUGUCCAGCGCGAAUGAUGGGAAAGAAGUAUAUUACCGGUAUUAGCGCAAGGAUGGCAACGAUGCUAUUUUAACGUAUAUUGUACGAAAUAAUAGUUCAAAUCGGUGGGUGCCAGGUGGUAAAGGGACAGACGGUAGUGUGUACUUCUUUAAAUGUGGUUUUUAUUUUAAUUUUCGUCGCAACUGCAAGUCAAGUUGCUCAAACCGGUAGUUUCAUGGAGGAAAAAAAUCGGGCAAGUGUAACAAAAAAAAAAAAACAUUUCACUCACUUUGCCGCGAAUGUGUGCGUGGUUUUCGAUACAUAGAAGAAAAAAAGAACAAAACAAAACAAAGCAAAAAAAAAAAAUUGCAGCAAAAUCAUACAAACAAUAUUAGCUUUAAGUCUAUUGGGAAAAUUAAGGAUACGGGUUCAGCGAUCUACAAAAUCCCAAUUCAAGAUUUGCCUUCCACAUACACAUUCAACUAGUCACAUACAUUGAUACGCAUACCAGACACUACUUACACAAAAAAAAAACAUGUACUCUUACACACGGAAAUGUGUACGUUUUGUGUUUUUUAAAAAAAACUAACGACUACGUCCUAAGCUUUCGAUACUAUAAGUAGCAUAAAAACUAUUGUUCCGUUAAUUGUUGAUUGUUUUGAGCGAAUUUUGUAAGCCUACAAUUUAGAAACUAUACGGAAAAUUAACUAACAGCACUACGUCUACAGAGAUUUAACUAGGACCAAAAAAAUGAUGUAUAAUCAUAACCUAAAGCCCAAACGUAAGGAAAACGAAAAAAAAAACAAAAAAGAUGCCUUCUGUGAUAAGAAUUGAACCGUGGCAAAAAAACGGAGAAAAAUGAAGGGUAGAGGUGUUUAAACGAGAACCAAAAAAAAAUGGGAGAAAAAAAUCCGCGUGUGUUUUUCCUAUAAUUGUGUUUCAAUUUCAUUCGUUUUUUGGGGUUUGUGGCGACGUCCUCACUGGCCAGCCCGAGAGCCUCGACACAAAACGUUAGGUUCGAGAAACGUUUCAAACAAGAGGAUCUUGUUCACCGAAUCGUACACUCCCAUAUUUCGAAUGCAACGCCCGUUUCCAGUUGCAUCAUCACGUGGCACUUAAGAUAUGUGUUUCCCGUGAUCGUACUAAGAUCGAUCGAGAGAGAAAGAGAGAGAGAAAGAAAAAAAAGAAGAAGAAGAAGGAGAAGAAGAUGAAGAGAGAGAGAGAGAGAGAGAGAGAGAGAGAGAGAGAGAGAGAGAGAGAGAGAGAGAGAGAGAGAGAGAGAGAGAGAGAAAAAAAGAAACACAUUUAGGGAGUAAAAAACGUAGCUAGCACUAUUUUUGCACGUAAAACAUCUCUAACUGUUCAUUUUCCAAAAAACUAAUAGCAAUAAACCAAAAGCAACAUUAAAUAGUUAAACACGUCGGAGUCGGCCGGAAGUAUCGAAAACCACGGUACUUACAAAUUACUUUACAAGCAAUGUAUUUCUUAAUGCUGGUAUAGGUGUUUUAACGGUUAAUUGGAAAUCACUCUAGGUUUAAGCAGGGUUUGAGCAGAAAAUAAAACACGCGAAAUUGAUAGAACAUAAUAGCAAGGCGGAGGUAGGCGGAGAAGCAGCAGAUGAGCAGACGAAACGAACACUCUGCGAACAACAGCAGUAAACCGGAAGAAGGAUACGAACGGCAAUACGGCCAGAAAGGGAAAGGUAUUUUCCGACAGUGGAAGAAAAAGAAGAAGAAAAACAAACAAUAAAACAUUAAUUGUUAUUAAGAAGAAAAACUAAUUACAAUUCCACCGCAAAACUAAUUACUUUAAGGCUAAUUGUUUACUAUUUAAAGAUUACCAAUAUGUGCACUUUUCUAAGUAAGUUCGUGGCAAAACGAGAGCAAAAAAUAAGCAAAAAAAAAAAACAGUGAACCUAAACGACAGACAAAGAGCAAAAACUAAAGCUGUUAAUUAAUGACCAUGUAUAUGUUCUUAGAAAUCUAUCGAUAAUAAAACUAUAAAAAAAACCAAGCAAGCAAAACAGA